AUGGCGAAUAUACUGGAAACAUCAAUCUUCUUCUCUUCGCCUGAUAAAUUAUUUCUGUCAUUACCGCCCAAUAAUUCUCAAACCUUUCUUCUACCUUUCUCUGCUUCCAUCAAUGGAGGAAGAAGAAGACGCAAAAGCUCAAGUAUCAUCUUUGCUUCCGAAACUUGUACUUACAGUAGCUCUACCACAAGUGCUGAAGUGAAAGAAUCUGUUGAGGAUCCUAUGGAGGUUGAGGUUGCUGAAGGCUAUACUAUGGCACAGUUCUGUGACAAGAUCAUUGAUAUUUUCUUGAAUGAGAAACCUAAAGUUAAACAAUGGAAGAAGUACUUGGUUUUAAGAGAUGAGUGGAACAAGUACAGCGUUAACUUCUACAAGCGCUGCAGAGUCCGAGCUGAUUUAGAAACCGAUCCAAUGUUGAAGCAGAAACUGAUUUCUCUGGAGAGUAAAGUAAAAAAGAUAGAUGAGGAAAUGGAGAAGCACAACGACCUCUUGAAGGAGAUUCAAGAAAACCCAACGGACUUAAACGCAAUAGCUGCCAAGAGACGCAGAGACUUCACUGGAGAGUUUUUCCGUUAUGUCGCUUUGUUAUCAGAAACUCUUGACGGCUUAGAAGACAGAGAUGGUGUUGCAAGGCUCUCAGCUCGAUGUUUAUCAGCUGUGAGUGCUUAUGACAAUACAUUGGACACUGUUGAGACUCUAGAUGCUGCUCAAGCUAAGUUUGAUGAUAUCUUAAACUCUUCCUCCGUGGAUGUCGCUUGUGACAAGAUCAGAAGCCUAGCAAAGGCCAAGGAGCUUGAUUCCUCAUUGAUCUUGCUAAUAAACUCUGCUUAUGCUGCUGCUAAAGACUCUCAAACCGUUACAAAUGAGGCCAAAGACGUUAUGUAUCAGCUAUACAAAGCUACAAAGAGCAGUCUUAGAAGCAUCACUCCCAAAGAAAUCAAACUUCUCAAGUACUUGCUCAACAUAACAGACCCUGAAGAACGUUUCUCUGCUCUCGCUACUGCAUUCUCUCCUGGCGAUGACCACCAAGCCAAGGACCCUAAAGCUUUAUACACGACGCCGAAGGAGCUGCACAAGUGGAUAAAGAUAAUGCUUGAUGCUUACCAUCUCAACAAAGAAGAAACUGACAUUAGUGAAGCUAAACAGAUGAGCCAACCAAUCGUUAUCCAGCGGCUUUUCGUCCUCAAGGAGACGAUCGAAGAGGAGUAUCUAGACAAGAAAGCCCUUGUUCCCGACGAAAAUCCGAAGAAGGAAGAAGACGAUACUACUUCUGUUGAAGAUUUUUUGAACUGA
Messenger RNA from Microthlaspi erraticum, 1293 nucleotides. NCBI's taxonomy places the organism in Eukaryota, Viridiplantae, Streptophyta, Magnoliopsida, Brassicales, Brassicaceae. The record is from the annotation of a GenBank genome assembly.